Culex quinquefasciatus (southern house mosquito) is the source of this 828-nucleotide messenger RNA. RefSeq names its product ERI1 exoribonuclease 2 (gene Snp). Lineage: Eukaryota; Metazoa; Arthropoda; Insecta; Diptera; Culicidae. Gene Ontology annotation, biological process: exonucleolytic trimming to generate mature 3'-end of 5.8S rRNA from tricistronic rRNA transcript (SSU-rRNA, 5.8S rRNA, LSU-rRNA). The transcript is spliced from 3 exons. Gene Ontology annotation, molecular function: nucleic acid binding; 3'-5'-RNA exonuclease activity. Bases 25 to 810 code for a protein of 261 amino acids. The record is from RefSeq and is a predicted model, not a curated record.
UUUAAAUUUUCAGGUCAAAAAGUCAUGAGCAGUUCGCAAAAGUCGCUGUUCGAAUUCGCCAAGUCCAUCGGCGCCGUCGAGACGAUCCACGUCACCGAGAUGGCCAGCUCGCAGCAGCCCCACCAGUCGGCGCCGCCCGCGUCCAAGUACAGCACGCAAACGUUCCGCUACCUCGUGGUCAUGGACUUUGAGGCCACGUGUUGGCCCGAGCAGGACAUGAAGUGGAAGACUCACGAAAUUAUCGAAUUCCCGGCGGUGCUGCUGAACAUGGUCACCGGCCAGGUCGAGGCCCAGUUCCAGCAGUUUGUGAUGCCGGUGGAAAAUCCGCGGCUGAGCGAAUUCUGCACCAAACUGACCGGAAUCCGGCAGGACCAGGUUGAGGGGGGCGUCCCGUUGAAAACCUGUCUGCCGCUGUUUGGCAAGUGGCUCAAGCAGGUGCUUGGGGAGCGGGGCCUGGUGCUGCCGAAAACGGAUCCCGGCAAUCAAAGCGGAAGUGUUGCGUUCGCCACGUGGUCCGACUGGGACUUUGGCAAGUGCCUGAGCAAGGAGUGCACGCGGAAACGGAUUGAGAAGCCGGCCUGCUUCGAUCAGUGGAUCGACGUGCGGGCGAUUUAUAUGAAGUUCUACCAACAUCGUCCGCUGAAUUUCGGCGAAGCCCUGGACAAACGUGGGCUGGGGUUCGAGGGACGGCCCCAUUCCGGAUUGGACGAUUCCAAGAAUCUGGCGCGGCUCAUCACACGGAUGUGCAAGGACGGUGCGAACUUUGUGAUCACGAAGGAUUUGCGGCCGUUUGAAAUUAUUAACAAAUAAAUGAUUUAAUGUUGUUUG